Cladophialophora carrionii CBS 160.54 is the source of this 195-nucleotide messenger RNA. RefSeq lists its product as uncharacterized. The transcript has 3 exons. Bases 1 to 195 code for a protein of 64 amino acids. Lineage: Eukaryota; Fungi; Ascomycota; Eurotiomycetes; Chaetothyriales; Herpotrichiellaceae. The record is from RefSeq and is a predicted model, not a curated record.
AUGACUCGAGGUAAUCAGAGAGACAAGGCGCGCGAGAAGAAUCUCAAAGAGCAAGCUGGACAGAAAAAGAAGAACACACAAUCGGGCACCGAGUUCCAACGGACAAAGGAACAACAAGCAGCCAUCAUGCGAGAGAAGCAGGCAAAAGCCGAAGCCAAAAAGUCGGAAGGAGGCGCGGACACGAAGAAGAAAUGA